UAAUGAAACUACAGUUAUUAGGGGAUUAUUUGAAGGAAUGAAGUGUGCUGUCAUUCAUUUUGUCUUCAGCCCCCGUUGACUAAAACCGGUAGACGUGUUCAGACGUUAACUAUCAUUAGCUGACGGAUUAACUGUAAAGUACAGACCUUUCAAAAUAGUAAAACGGUUCAACAGCAGCGGGGUGAUUAAAGAUAUUUCAUGGGCACUGGAAUGUGUUUAAAUAGCCUGUUUGAAACGAAUCCUAGAACAAACCCCAUGAGAAAUAAGUCUACUGAGAAAAGAAAAAUCUGGCACCACUCCAGAAACCGUGACGGCUAUUCCCGUGAAAACUAAGACACUCCAGGCGAGACAUAGGAGAGUGGAGGGAGUGCUGGUGGAAACAGCGCGAGAACCGUGUCAGAGAAGCGCUUAGAUUAUUUUAUUACUUAGUUUAUAAGGACAAUAUUCACAUUCACGAUAUUCGGGCCGUUGUCUUCAACAGGACGUUAAGUUCGGGAGAGAGACCGAGCGCGUAAAGGUUACGCGACGGUACAGGUGUUUUUGGACUGAGUGAUCGAAUGCUGAGAAGAGGGGCACCAAGUGGCCAAAGGAGAAGGGAAACCAAAGGAAAACAAGGGAGUAUUUUCCAGAGGAUUUAAAAUUUGAUUUUGACGGUUAAAAUCGACCAAUUCUGUGAGAGGAUCUUGGGAAUGUGACGGGAGCGACUUCGCUGAAGCGAAGUACCGGGCAAUGCGAGCAAGCGCUCUUCUUGUGUCACCUUCCCUUUAAUUCACUAGUUUGAUAAGUACUGUAACUUAUAUGGAGCGAAUUUCACUCACCUGUGUGCUGGUCGCUGUCCUUCUACGGCUGACCGAUGCCCAAAACGCCGUAUCUGAAACAGUGGGGAACUGCUGUGAGGGGGACGUCCUGUUCCUGCUGGACUCGUCGGGCAGCAUCCCCUCGUACGAUUACUCGCGCACGCUGAGCUUCCUGUCCGAGCUGCUGCAGCCCUUCUCCCUGGGGCCCGACCAGGUGAGGGUGGGCCUGCUGCAGGUGGGCACCAAGCCCCGCCUGGAGUUCGACUUCCAGGCCCACAGCACCCAGCAGAGCCUGCAGGCGGCGCUGAAGAGGACCAGGCAGAUCCAGGGGGACACCAACACCGAGGUGGCUCUGAAGCUGGCCCGGGAGGAGGUCCUGAGGGAGGGGGGGCCGGGCGGGGCCAGGGCGGGGCUGCCCCGGGUCCUGGUGUGGCUGACGGACGGCAUGCAACCGGGUGCGGUGGAGGAGCCGAUGGCGGAGCUGCGACAGGAGGGCGUGGCGGUCCUGGCCGUCUCCACGGGACACGGGAACUACCAGGUGCUGCGGAAGGUGGUCACCUCACCUGUGGACAAUCACCUGUACUUUGUCGACAUCGACGACAUGAACAUCAUCGCCAAAGAUCUCAGGGACGCCAUCAUCGAGAUCAUCCGUGCGGAGCGGCUGCAGGUUCGAGACGUCACCACGAGCAGCGCUGUGCUGGAGUGGCGUCCAGUCCUGAGCUCCGGCACGGGUUACUAUGACAUCCGCUUCGGCCCGGCGCCCACGGCGGGCAGCGGACAGCCCAGCACCAGCAUCGGCACCAGCACCAGCACCGGCGGCGGGCCGUGGCGCAAGCUCACCCGUCCCGGAGACACCAGCUCCGCCAGGCUGAGCGAUCUGAAGCCGGGCACCACGUACAAAGCCACGCUGACGCCAGAGUCCAACCUGGAGUACGUCAAGCCCCUGUCCGUCUCCUUCACCACGCUGUCCGUGCCUAAUCCUCCGGAGGCGCUGGGCCCAGCUGUGGUCAGCGUAUCCGAGGCGGGUCUGAACAGCGUGCGGGUCAGCUGGGGGCCGCUGCAGCCCGCGGCGGUGCAGAGGUACCAGAUCGAAUACGGCGCCAUCCCCUCGGGGAAGGUCCGUGUCACCACCCUCGGCAGAGACCGGAACUCCACCGUGCUGACUCAGCUGGAGCCCGACACGCAGUACCUCGUCACCGUCACCGCCUUUCACUCCUCCGGCCAGGAGAGGGCGAUGUCCGUCCGGGCCUGCACCAAGGAGGAGCUGCCUGGCCUGGCGGACCUCCAGCUCAGCACGCUGGGCAGCGACUCGGUGCGGGCCCAGUGGAAGGGCCGAGGCAGCGGCCUGCAGGGGUACUGGGUCUCCUGGGAGGGGGACGGCGGCUCGUUCGGCCCCCCCUCGUCCCGCUACCUGCCCCCCAGCUCCCUCUCCACCGUGCUGACCCACCUGCCCCCGACCACCCGCGUCUGCGUGUCCCCCGUCUACCGGACCGCCCGCGGAGAGGGGCUCUGCUGCACAGCUCGCUUCUACUCAGAUGUGGAACCGCGGGGGGACAGAUUUCAAAGCCGGGCGUGACCACAGAGGGGCCUCAACAGGCAGGGGUAGAGAUGGCUCAGGGAAACAUUGACAUGGGACAAUGAGUCUUACACACACACACACACACACACCAUGGGCUCUGCUCCAAACAGGCUCUCAGUCACACACACACGCGCGUCCCAAUCACUCCCUAAAGUUAGAAGUACUGUCAUGUUAGAAUAUGAGGGAUGAAGUUGAAGUGAAUUAUAUUUGUAUUCCUGCUUAUCCAAUGGGGGAUGUGCAAUAGAGUUUCACCAGAUGGGUUUUUCAGAGUAGCAUCAGAGUAGAUGAAGCAUAAAGUCAAUGUAAUUUUCAGAUUUUUUUUCAGCAUAUGUCCAAGUGAUGUUAAGGGAACAAUGACUUACUCUGGCGCACUGGCCUCAAGCCUAGCCUAGCCUAGCCUACAGGGGACAGGACCCUAUGGAUAGACUGCUUCUCCUGUUAGUACAGGGGACAGGACCCUGUGGAUGAGACGUUUCUCCUGGCGAGCAACACAAGUGUCCGUUCUAGAGCUCAUGUGAAUCAGACCAGCAGACGGGAUGCUGUUCUAUUGCAGUGUCCCGCGAACUGAAGAAAAGGGGCUGUGUCCAAAUUCGCAUACUUAGCAUGCUGCUCCCACUACGUUUAAAUGAAAAUCAGCCCGAAAUUUAGUAGGAGUUGUCUGCUGGCAUGCGGUUUCGGACGCAGCCAUUGAGGUCAUUUGUAAAGACUCUACUGCCCCCCUGUGGUAUCUUUUUAUAUUUUAUUAUGGUUUCACUCCAUAUACUUCUUUCCAAAACUAAUUUAAAUAUGAAUUAGACUCAAACACUAAUGGAAAGGUGAUUAUAUGCAAAUAUAAACAGCUAAAUAAUUUAAGUAAAUGUUUGUACUUUCUCAUUAUAAAUGCAGAUUAUUCUGUCUUGUAAUGCUUUCCUGUUGGAUAUUUUUGACAUGGUAAUAAAGUGUAGGCCAGGAUGUCCUACUGAUUAAA
Messenger RNA from Conger conger (European conger), 3343 nucleotides. RefSeq names its product von Willebrand factor A domain containing 1 (gene vwa1). The transcript is spliced from 6 exons. Bases 799 to 2373 code for a protein of 524 amino acids. NCBI's taxonomy places the organism in Eukaryota, Metazoa, Chordata, Actinopteri, Anguilliformes, Congridae. Gene Ontology annotation, molecular function: protein binding. The record is from RefSeq and is a predicted model, not a curated record.